Raphanus sativus (radish) is the source of this 843-nucleotide messenger RNA. RefSeq lists its product as uncharacterized. NCBI's taxonomy places the organism in Eukaryota, Viridiplantae, Streptophyta, Magnoliopsida, Brassicales, Brassicaceae. The coding region runs from base 164 to 511 and encodes 115 amino acids. The record is from RefSeq and is a predicted model, not a curated record. The transcript has a single exon.
UCUAACAUUGACCCGCAGAAGAAAAAGAGAAGAAGAAAGAUUAUUUUUUCUUGGGCACUUUCCAAGUUUUCUUUUUUCUUCUACGCACUCUUUUUGUAGGCAUUUCACAAACCAAAAAAUUAUAUUUCCUUUUUGUCUCAAAAUUUGCUUUAAAUUUAUAAAAAUGGGAAACUGUUUGAAUGGAGGAAACAACGUUACAAGAAUGGUUCAAGAAGAACAAGAAGUGAAGAAAGAUUACAACAGAAAAGAUCGGAAAGUGAAGAUUGUUCUGAGAAGAGAUGAGUUAGAGAAACUCAUCCUCUUCCAGUUAAAUGCCGGUGGUGACGUCCAAGGGAAGGGAGAAACAACUUUGGCUUCUUUCGGGGAUUUUCUCAGGGAACUAGAGGCGGAGAGAUUUGCCGGAGAAGCCGCAGCUAAGGCAGCUGAGGAAGAGGAAGAGUCUCGCCGGAGAUGUCGGAAGUGGAGACCGUCGUUGGAGAGAAUUACUGAAUGGCCUGAAGAAACACUAUAGUAAUCACUUUUUAAUCAUUUUUAGAUAAUUAAUUAAGGUUUUAAUUUAUUUAAGUUUCUUUCUCUAAGAUAGGAUUUUCGUGGGGGAGUUUGCAUUUGCUUGUUUUUAUUUCUCUUUUUUCCUAUGAUUUUUUUUCACCUGAGAAGUGUUCGCAAGGUGAGAUAUCUUCGGUGUUUGAAACUGGCAAAUGUUUAUUUACCCCAUAGAAAAUCCAAAAAAAAACAUGAAGUUUAUGUAUUGCAUUUUCUUCUCUCAUGUAUAAGGUUCAGUUUGUAAAAGUGUCAAACAUAAAUAAACUAGUACUUUAGUGUACAUCAGUUGUGUUGCUUUAU